UACCACAAAAUUACCGCUGGUAUCGCAGGCAAAAUACACCACAAAAAAUGGCGGAAGCAAAGCUAAGAAAUCUUUUGAAAAUAAUUCAUCUAAGAAAUAAAUAUGACGCCGUUGUGGUAGCAAUACACGCUUGCCUGCUCGAUAGGGAAUUCAAAUGCGUUGCUUCGGGUAAUCAGUAGCUUGCUUUAAUAUACAGAGAAAUCCUUCGGAUGAAUUUGACUUUGGGGAGAUGCUACCUCCAGACUGGAACCAAUCAGAUGACUCAUACUCCUUACAGUACAAGCACCACAACACAGGCCCAUUAUACAUACUGAGUAUCCUCAAACUUGGCAAUGCACUAGCUAUCUAUCUCUUGGAAGAGGAUGAGUCGAAGAUGUAUGACAUUACUGUAAAUGUUGAUGACUUUACAGAUGGUGAUCUGGAUUAUACGACCUUACAGACACAGCCAAGCACCUCCAUCAAUCAGUGUUUUCAACAGUUUGAUCACCUGAGAGCAAAACUUAGCAGGGAUGUCAUAGAUAAGUUUACUAAGCCUAGAACCCAAGCCCAUGGUCAUACCAACAACCAAGACACAUCACGGCGACAACCAAGCCAAGGAAACCCCAGCAGACUGCUAGAGACUGACCCAUUAAGACUACCACCAAGGAGGCCUCCGGAUUUCAGAGAUGAAUGGGCGCCUCCAGUUGGACCAUUCCCAUACGGAGAAGGAGACAGAUCUCCAGGCUUCCCUGGGGGAGGUGGUAUGCUAAUGGAUCCAUUCAGAACUGGCAGGUUUCCCAGAGUUCCUGGUGGCCCGACUGGCCCAAAUCCUCCAGGACAGAUUCCAAGAGGUUCCGUCCCACCUGGUGCAAGGUUUGAUCCUUUUGGUCCCAUACCCCCUGAUGGUGAGGUGGGGGCACGACCAGGCAACCCUCCAGGACGCUUUGCUGGGCCAGAUCCUGAUCACCUCCCACCUCCUGGUUAUGACGACAUGUUCAUGUAAUACGACUGUCACCUCCCACCCCCUGGUUAUGACGACAUGUUCAUGUAAUACGACUGUCAUCUCCCACCUGGAUACGACAUCAUAUUUAUGUGAUGAGUGACACUACUGAAUAUGGUGCCAUGGUCAUGUGAUGAUUGACAUGUCCCGCCUCGUUUUUGGUUACGACAUGUUAAUGAAAUGAUUCACAUCCCUAGAUGUGUUGACAAUUGUUCAUUAUACCUUACCCACCAAAAAGCUAUAUUUUCCAAAUGAAAUUGUAGAUGUUUCACUCAUGAUAUCUAUUCCUCUCUGUUACAAAAUCCUGGCUAUGUACUUAUGUUCAUGUAAUGGUGGGCAUAAGAUAUUAUGGUUGUAAUUUUCCUUUAAAAUUGGGUGUUCAGACCUUGGGCAGUCUUUAAAAACACCCGAGAUGGUAUAAAAAUAGCUGCAUUUUUUAUUCAUUUAAGUUAAAAAAGGAAACAAAGUUAUGCCAUGUGUCAGAGCUCUUUAUUGAUUUCCCAUUUGGUGAUUCCAAUAAAUUAAUACAUAUUACAUAAAGAUAGUUUGGUCUACAAAAAUGGUUUCGAUUUUUGUUUACACCAGUUAUCCUGUAACUUUGAUUUUGAGUAUUUUGCAAACUAAGGAAAUAAAGAGGCCAAUCCUUUGAGGGGGGUUUGGCAGAGAGAAAGGAUUUGAUUUGUGUAUAUCUCAGAUUGGUGUCUAUGUUUUUCUAUGUCUUAGAGUUGCAAAACAUUAAAAAUCCUGAUCUUG
Molecule: messenger RNA, 1732 nt
Organism: Nematostella vectensis (starlet sea anemone)
Lineage: Eukaryota; Metazoa; Cnidaria; Anthozoa; Actiniaria; Edwardsiidae
Product: proteasome inhibitor PI31 subunit
Exons: 9
Coding region: 230-982 (250 amino acids)
Biological process (GO): proteasome-mediated ubiquitin-dependent protein catabolic process
Molecular function (GO): endopeptidase inhibitor activity; proteasome binding
Source: RefSeq, a predicted model, not a curated record